Solanum pennellii is the source of this 1893-nucleotide messenger RNA. Its product is annotated as protein SHI RELATED SEQUENCE 1-like. The record is from RefSeq and is a predicted model, not a curated record. The transcript has 2 exons. Lineage: Eukaryota; Viridiplantae; Streptophyta; Magnoliopsida; Solanales; Solanaceae. Gene Ontology annotation, cellular component: nucleus. Gene Ontology annotation, molecular function: DNA binding; DNA-binding transcription factor activity. Bases 507 to 1631 code for a protein of 374 amino acids. Gene Ontology annotation, biological process: positive regulation of DNA-templated transcription.
UUGAUGAGAUUUUAUUUCUUCCAACUGCAAGAGAACUGUAGAGAAGAAAUGGAAACAAAUAAUGAAAAGGAAAAAUAUUAGUGUGAGAAAGAGAGAGUGAAUUAGUGUGUGUGAGAGAAAGUUGAAAAAAAAAUUAGUACUACUACAAAUUUAAGAGAGAGACAAGAAAGAUGGUACUGUUGCAUAGUCUUAAAUUGAGGAAGAGGUAGCAGCAGUGGCCAUGGCGGCGUUGCAGAGUCUGUGACUUUAAUGCACCAUAAAAGUAGAGAAGUGCAACAAUUUUUUUUUCACCUCUUUCGAUUUCCUGAAAAACAAAUAAAAUUGUCCUGAAAAGCUGCUAGAAGCACUUAAUAUAGCCCAAAAAGAAAAGAAGAAUUCCAAUCAAAUAGCUGUUAGAUGAUCAAUAUCAUAGCCAUUUACUAGGCUUAAAGAGGUUUGGUUUUUGUUUUUUUUUUGGCUAUGGAUAUAGAGUUGUUAAAAUUGAGGACAAAUACUUCAGCAGAGAUAUGUCUGGAUUCUUCACACUAGGAGGUGGUGGAGGUGGAAAUAAGAACCAACAACAACAACAAGAGCAAGAUCAAUUAGCUACAAAUAGCUUACUUCUUUUCAAAGACGACGAGAUCUACAAUAAGGGUUUCGAGUUAUGGCAGCAGUACUAUCAGUUGCAUCAACAACGAGCACAUCCUCAUCAAGCACAAGAUGUGGAUUUCUCAGUUGGUGUGGGGCCCAGUUGUAACAGAAGAAUCAUCAGUACUGGUAGCAGCAGCAGUAGUGGUGGUAACAAUAACAUUGUCGGUGGUGGUACUGAUGAUCAUCAUCAUCAAAAUAUUACUAACAAUUAUACUAAUUCGUCUUCUUAUAGAUCGUCAUCAGGGUUUCGCGUUAUGCGUCCCAGUAGUGGUAGUGGUAGUGGUGGAGCUGGUGGAGGAAUUAACUGUCAAGAUUGUGGAAAUCAAGCUAAAAAAGACUGUUCACAUUUGAGGUGCCGGACUUGCUGUAAGAGCAGAGGAUUUCAAUGUAAUACACACGUUAAAAGUACCUGGGUACCUGCUGCUAAAAGACGUGAACGGUUGCAACAACUUACUGCUCUACAACAACACCAACAAAAUCAACAACAACAAACUCAACUUCUUAGCUUGAGAGCUGAUCAUCACUCUAAUAUCCCAAAAAGGCCAAGAGAAAACCCAUCUUCCUCCUCUCUAGCUUGUACUCGAAUACCCAACAUCUCCUCAGGGUUAGAGUUAGGUGGUCAUUUUCCAUCAGAAGUGAGUUCUCAAGCUGUUUUUCGAUGCGUAAAAGUGAGUGCAAUCGACGAUGCAGAUGAUCAAUAUGCUUAUCAUACGGCUGUGAAUAUUGGUGGACAUUUAUUCAAAGGAAUUUUGUAUGAUCAAGGGGUAGAAGGUCGAUAUAGUGGUGGCGUUGGUGGUGGUGGAGAGAGUUCAUCUGGUAGUGGCGCCGCUCAACAAGCACUGAAUUUUAUUACCGGCGCCACUACAUCCACCACCACAGCAGUCGCCACCACUGGUCACCAACAUCAACCAGCUGUGACAAUGUAUGAUCCUUCAGUGUAUCCAACUCCUAUUACUGCUUUCCUGGCCGGUACGCAAUUCUUUCCACCUCCCCGGCCUUAAGCAGAGACGGAUUCAGAAUUUAUGAACGUUUUGGUUUUAGUGAAGUAUGAGCUAGAAAGUCCUUAGAAUAAUUAAAUUAUUGAUUUUGCUUUAACUUCAUUGACAUAUCCAUUUAGGUGAUGGUAAGGAGAAACUAAUGUUCUACUAUUUCUCCAUGAAUUUAGACAUUGGCUUUCUUAUAUGAUGUUAGUUUUAUAUUUGGAAUUUUAAGUAUGACUCUUAUUUUGUUAGUAUUAAUAUAAUGGUCUUAUCUAUAAGCUCA